CAAAUUUGUUGAUCCCACCCCGAAUCUACGUUUUUUGUCAACAACGGACGCAAAUAAACCCUGGGCAUGCGCAGACUUCGUAGAUUAGGUUGUUGAGAGGUUGCGCAUCUUCCGAAGUAAGAAUCGUCCUGUCAGAUGUGACUUUCAUCAAGUUCACGGUAGUGUCUUGCCCCUCUCCUACGAAGUCAUGACACAGACCGCGUCGGAUGCGCAAGAAAAUCAAAAUAUCUACGACACCUCCCCCGACGACGACGGGAAACCACAAACGAACGGACACGAAGGCGAAAAUAGAGAAGACGGGGAGCCUCCUAGCAAGAAGCGUCGAGUCAGCGAGAAUCCAACGAUACCACGUCGAAAACCAGAGUCUCCACCAUGGAAGAGGAUCGUAGCAGAAGGGCCAUCGUCCUUCACGCAAGAUGGAAUCAGAAAGUCUGGAAGAACGAAUCAUAUACCCCUCGAGUUACAGCCGCCUUCAGACAAGAGGCAGACGCGAGGCGCCGUCCAGAAAACAUACUCGGCCAAAAGCAAAACUGGAAACGCGAACAGGCUGCAUUCACCUUUCAACACGAGAGAUGCACCGAAUGCGUCAAUCAACGGGUCGAAAAAACCUGGGUCUUCUGGCACCUCAUCCUCGCAACAUCUCGUCAAGUCCCCCACCAAACCUGUCUCCCCAAGACGGUCUCAUCGAAAGUCCAUGCCUAGUGAACAGACCUCCACCCCAGUGCGCUCUUACAAGAAGUCCUCGACUCCAAGAGACCCGCAGUCUGCACCAACACAAGUUAGGCCCGGCAAAGGACGACGUUCAGGCCGGGUCGGCGAAAUAAGCAACGAUGGAGAGCAUGACCGCGCCCAAUCUCUAAAGAUGGAGGACUCUCUCGGGCAGAGCCCAAAAGCCAGGCUUUCCAGAAUUAAGUUUCGGGUUAAACCUGCAGCUCUACCUUUGACACAUCCAGGAUUGGUUUUGCCUCGACCACGACAGUACCCGACCUUGGAGGAGUUCUUAGACAAAGGGGCAAAUGUCCAUGUUGAUGCAGGCGGCCUCUUCCAUCCCGACGAAGCCUCUGAAUACACACCCGAGCAAGUUGCCAAAGAUGCAAAACUCAUUCUUCGUUUCGAAGAAGCUGCCGAGCCUGGCGGCCUCCUGUGCACAGAGAUCUGCUCAGCUUUCCAGCCAGAAGAGCCAGACCAGAUUCCCCUACAAUAUUCACAUCAGGACCAUCUGAACAGGGCUGCUAUCGAAUUCCGAAGGUUGAUGUUAAUCGAAGAAAGGAAGCAUCGAGCAGCCGCCAAACGACUUGCAGAAGCAUGCCGCGAUGAAUGGUACCGCCGGCAACCAAAAACACAGGAGCAAUUAGAGGCUGAGGAAAUCAAGACAGGCCAGAAUCGCUAUCGGACCUUAGUCAAGACAAUACAAGCAACUUGGGAGAAUGUCAGAAUUGAGGUUAAUCGACGGCGCAUAUUAGAAUGGGAAGCUCAAGAACAAGCCCGGGUUCGGAAGGCUCUGAACGAAGCUGUGGAUAUGUCGACACAAAUGCUACAGGCUCAGAGGGCCCAGCUGGACUCGGAUACAUCUUCUGAUGGAGACGAAGACGAAGAUGAGGAUAAUGAAGCGAAUUCUGCAGGAGACGAUGGAUCAAGCUCGGAUGCCGAGUCUGAGGAGGACAGGGAGAGUAAUAUGUCAUCAACCGAUUCAGAAGCAGACGAAGAACAGCAACAACCAGACGCCGCGGAAGAUGAGCAUUUGACAGUAGAACAACUAAGAGAGAAAUAUGGGUCAAUACCGGACCUACCUACUGAAGUCCUGGACCAAGAUAUGUCAGAUGCUGACCAGAGCGAGACUUCCGAAGUAGAGCAUGCUACCGGGUCAGAUAUUCGUGACACCUUUGACGAUAGCGACGAAUCGAUUGAUAUGGACGACGACAUGGGCUCGAGUGAUGAGGAUCGCGACAGUGAUGAAGACGGAAGCGAAGAGGAGGAUGAGGCAGGCGAAACCAGUCUUCUCGGAUUCCUUGCCCCAUCGGAACUGAAAUCGGCAGAGCUUGGCCAAGUUAAACUCUCUCCCGAGGCGAGUGACGUUGGUAUGGGAGAAGGGGAAGCAGGAGAAGAAGACGAGGUUUCAAUGAUACCCGAUACAGCACAGCCGUAUUCUGGUCCAGAUGCCGCGCCCGAUGUCCCCAACACCCUCUCAGAGCCAGGACCUGCGAACUCGGUUAUCCUAAAGCAACCUGUAGAGGCGGAUGGCAACAGUCCCGACCGCAGCAGUCAACCUACGCCAAGAACCACGGAAACAAAGGCUUCAGAAAUUGAUUCGGCAUCGUCCGUGGAUCAUCAGAACAGCCGGCAAUUCACGCAAAGCGCAACGCCACAACCCGGAACCAACUUGAAGACCCCUGUACCGUUCCUUUUGAGAGGUACACUUAGAGAAUACCAGCACUAUGGCCUAGACUGGCUAGCUGGACUUUAUGCGAACAACAACAAUGGCAUCUUGGCAGAUGAGAUGGGCUUGGGGAAAACCAUCCAGACCAUCGCUCUUCUGGCACAUCUGGCUACCGAACAUGAAGUGUGGGGUCCACAUUUAGUCGUUGUACCAACUAGCGUCAUGCUAAAUUGGGAAAUAGAGUUCAAGAAAUGGUGCCCAGGGUUUAAGAUAAUGACAUAUUAUGGCUCGCCAGAAGAGCGGAAAAGAAAACGCCUAGGUUGGAAGUCAGAUGAUAAAUGGAACGUGUGUAUCACGACCUAUCAACUCAUCAUCGCAGACCAGCAAGUAUUCAAACGCAGGCAAUGGCAUUUCAUGAUUCUGGACGAAGCGCACAACAUUAAGAAUUUCGAAUCGCAGAGAUGGCAGGUCAUGCUAAAAUUUAAUACCCGAGCACGCCUUCUCCUUACUGGAACGCCCCUGCAGAAUAAUCUUACCGAACUCUGGUCUUUAUUGUACUUCUUGAUGCCCGAGGAAAGACAACAAGAAGGGGUGUCUGGCUUUGCAAGUUUGCAAGAAUUUCAUGACUGGUUCAAGAAGCCAUCAGAUCAGAUCCUAGAACAUGGACGAGAGAAAAUGGACGACGAAGCUCGGAACAUCAUCAGCAAGCUUCACAGAGUUCUCCGGCCACAUCUCCUCAGAAGACUCAAGGCGGAUGUAGAGAAGCAGAUGCCGGCAAAGUACGAACACGUCGAAUAUUGCCGGCUCUCGAAGAGACAGCGAGAAUUGUAUGAUGGAUUCUUAAAUCGGGAUGAUACCAGGGGGACUUUGGCUUCUGGCAAUUAUUUGUCGAUCAUCAAUUGCUUAAUGCAGCUGAGAAAAGUUUGUAACCAUCCGGAUCUUUUCAUAGAGAGGGCAAUCAUGACCUCGUUUCCUAUGGAGAAAUCGGUCGUGGCAGAUUUUGAGAUCAAGGAACUACUAGUGCGGAGGCGACUUUUACGAGAAGACCCUAUGACCAAAGCUAGCCUGGAAUUUUUGAAUCUGGUUCCCGCAAAACACGAAAGAUUUUCAGGUGCCGUUACUUCACGCAGUGCUGUGCUCAGUGCACAGCGAGUUCUCAUGGACAUGCGCGAAGCACAGCGUCUCCGAGCUCAAAAUGCUCUCACGAAUCUGGAUCCAUCGACGGCGAAGUCCAAUUUGGUGUAUUUGGAAAGUGCUUCACGAUGGGGUCGCUUCGAAGAGCUUCAACACUGCGUCUACCUCAACGCCCUUCGCAGACAGCAGAAGCCACUUUAUGGGACGCAGCUUCUCAACUUUCUCACCUUGGGUGCUGACAUGCGACCCCACCGACCUCAGCCUAGACGAAGAGACCGUCUCAUGACCUGGCUGGAAAAUAAGUCUCCUGUACUGGAUGACAUGGUGUUUACGCUGCCGAGACGAUCCCGGGAAUUGCAUCCUUUCGUACAGAAAUUUGCUUGUGUUACACCACCAGUGAUCGCGAGAGAUUUGACCCCGUUUACUCUAACACCUAGGGGGGUAGCCGCGAUUCAGAAUACGACCCAGACCACUGAACCAGAUCCGUUUCAUGAGGCGCGCAUGAGGCUAUCUAUCCAGUUUCCUGAUAAGCGGCUGCUACAAUAUGAUUGUGGGAAGCUACAGACUUUGGACAAACUCCUUCGCAAGCUACAAGCAGGCGGCCAUCGUGCUCUCAUCUUCACGCAAAUGACGAAAGUUCUGGAUAUCCUUGAACAGUUUCUCAAUAUUCACGGCCAUAAAUACCUCCGUCUUGACGGUAAUACGAAAGUCGAGCAACGCCAAAUUCUCACUGAUCGCUUCAAUAACGAUAAUAGGAUCCUCGCUUUCAUUCUCUCGACUCGAUCCGGGGGUCUGGGCAUCAAUCUCACUGGAGCGGAUACUGUUAUCUUUUAUGAUCUAGACUGGAAUCCUGCCAUGGACAAGCAGUGUCAGGAUCGUUGCCAUCGUAUUGGCCAGACCCGUGACGUUCACAUAUAUCGUUUGGUCUCCGAACAUACAAUUGAAGCCAACAUCCUCCGGAAGGCGAAUCAGAAGCGAAUGUUGGAUGAUGUUGUUAUUCAAGAAGGAGAAUUUACAACUGACUAUUUCAACAAGAUGUCUGUUCAGGAUGUUCUCGGAGACGAGUCCACUCUUAUGGAUGGAGAUGCCGCUGCCAAUGCAGCCAUGGACCGAGUCCUUGGCGGACCGAAUAACGAUCGGGAUGUUUCACGUGUACUUGCACAGGCUGAGGACAAAGAGGACGUGGCCGCAGCCAGAGUUGCCGAACGGGAAAUAGUGCAGACCGAUGCUGCAGAUUUCGACGAAAAUAUAAUCACGGCCUCUGCAACUCCUGCUGGACCGGGAACUCCUCGGGAUGGGGCUCCGACGCCCGCUGCCGAGGGAACUCCCGGCUUGGUAGACGAUGCAAUGGACGUGGAUGAAAAGGAUGAACUUAAUGCAUGGGGUGGAGUUGUUCAGUCGACGGAUGAUUACAUGUUGGAUUUCAUGAUAGCUCAACUGAAAGAUACUCCGGUGGAGCUUCCAAAGGACAAGAGCAAGAGCAAAAACAAAAAGGGUAAAGAUCAUCGCUCGCAUAGAGCGAGGUAGUUGCUCUGGUGUUUGUAUAUUAGGGAUUUGGUAUUCUACAGAGAGUGUGUUAUUAGAUCGGUUAGGAGUUACGAGCAUGGAAGGACCGGCGUUGAAGCAAUACCGCAUCAUUGGAAUUCUUCAACAUGAGGCAUGUCUUAGUAGAGGUGGUUUGGCUGGACAAUUCUGGCCAAGAAAUGGAAUUGAUAUCGAAUCAGAGGCCAUGCUCUUUCCAGACUGCCCGCUGUGAGAUGCUAUCUCGCGGAUAUAUGUGCUGGAUCGAUAAUGACAUGUACUUCAACUCCCG
This is a messenger RNA of Hyaloscypha bicolor E, 5324 nucleotides long. RefSeq lists its product as uncharacterized. The transcript has 2 exons. The coding region runs from base 188 to 5038 and encodes 1616 amino acids. Gene Ontology annotation, cellular component: Swr1 complex. NCBI's taxonomy places the organism in Eukaryota, Fungi, Ascomycota, Leotiomycetes, Helotiales, Hyaloscyphaceae. Gene Ontology annotation, molecular function: ATP-dependent chromatin remodeler activity; histone binding; ATP binding. The record is from RefSeq and is a predicted model, not a curated record.